This is a messenger RNA of Branchiostoma floridae (Florida lancelet), 816 nucleotides long. RefSeq lists its product as uncharacterized. The transcript is spliced from 7 exons. Bases 1 to 816 code for a protein of 271 amino acids. NCBI's taxonomy places the organism in Eukaryota, Metazoa, Chordata, Leptocardii, Amphioxiformes, Branchiostomatidae. The record is from RefSeq and is a predicted model, not a curated record.
AUGCCGAAAGCUGAAAUGCGGAGAGCAGUCUCCACAGUCAUAUUCCUGUUCUUGGUAGAAUGGUUUGCCGUCCCCUGCGAGACAACCUGGCAGUACGAACCCUCGUGCUACAGGGCUGAACUGACAUCAAACCAAUGGCGCCAGGCUCUGACGACAUGUCGUGCUAAAGGCGGGUACCUGGCGACAGGGGACCAGGUGGGUGAACUGGACAGUUUGAAGUCACUCAUACCACACUCGACUCAAUACUGGCUGGGAGCUAGGAAACUGGACACGCUCGACAGGUUCUACUGGAUUGAAUCAGUGUCUAUUGCAAAUCCAACAUGCAUUACUGACGCUAAUAGAAAGAUAGACUGUGGCUUUGGAAGUCAGUGGGAAUGCGAGUCCCGGGGAUGCUGUUAUCAGCCGGCGGCUGCAGGAUCUGUGGAACCCUGGUGCUCGUAUAAGAACGACAUUGUUAUCAAAGCAGAGAUACCUGGCCUAACCUCCCUAAUAAAUGAAGACUGUGUUAUCUUGACCAGCAGUGGCUUUUAUGGUGUUUCAUGUGAUGGGUCUCGUGGAAUUAUUUGCGAAUCAGAGAAAAUGUGUAUCAACCCCAUUGAUAGCAACAUCCAACUCUCCUGUGGAGAAGUUGUGCAACUCAGCUGUCCUCCAGGAUUCCAGCUGAGUGGAGACUCGGUUUUGAUGUGCACAGGUGGAGGAAACCAGUGGAAACUUCAUCGAAGGAAUAUCGACGAAUGUGCAACAUUACCAUGUGGCAGCGAUGGAGACUGUGUGGAUGGCGUUAAUCUUCUACACUUGCAAGUGUCAGCCGGGUAA